Molecule: messenger RNA, 1248 nt
Organism: Clarias gariepinus (North African catfish)
Lineage: Eukaryota; Metazoa; Chordata; Actinopteri; Siluriformes; Clariidae
Product: hepatitis A virus cellular receptor 2 homolog
Exons: 7
Coding region: 75-878 (267 amino acids)
Source: RefSeq, a predicted model, not a curated record
UCUGUUAAAUGUGAAACGCUCAAAUAAAGAGGAGAGAAGUAAAGAGAUUCAUCAGUCAGAGCAAAGCAACCACCAUGGGUUGGGUAUAUUCUCAGAUCUCCUUAGUCUGCCUCGUUCUCUGUCUCACAGUCUGUCCAAGCAGGUGCAACAAUGUUAAAGUCUUCAGUGGACAGAACGUCACUCUACCAUGCAAAUAUAACUUAUCUUAUUAUGGGAAAUGUGAGAUAUGUUGGAUGAGGGGAGAUAUUCCAUAUUCUGGUUGUGGUGAUGAAAUUAUUGCCUCGGAUGGAGAUGUAGUGGUGAGGCAAGCAUCACAGAGAUAUCAGCUAAAUGGAGAAUUACACAGAGGAGAUGCAUCUUUGACAAUCCUCAGCACUACUCCGGAAGACUCUGGAAAAUAUGGCUGUCGUGUGCAUGUUCCUGGAUGGUUCAAUGAUGAAAAAGUCAUAGUCAACUUAAUCAUUAUGAAAGAACCUUCAUCAACUGAAGUGAAUUCUUUAAUACCAAGUACCUCAGAACUGGUAACAAUGGAUCCAUUGCACACUGAAUCAACAAAUGAAGUCUCUAGCACAAGGAAUGACUUUAACAACUUUACUCCAGAAAAUGAUAAAACUGUGAAAGAGCGAACAGAUGAUAUUAUUCCUAUAACUCUUAUAUCGAUCCUGCUGGUUAUCCUGGGUUUGGGCACCGUUGUUUUUCUUAUAUGGAAGAAAAAAAGAAGAACCAGGGAAUCUUUAGAAAUCAGAGACCUGAACACAAACGCCUCAGCCAUCUACAACAACGUAGAAGUCAGCCUUGGUCUGAACAGCCGGUCAAUGGUUGUGGAGAACGUCUACCAGUUAGACACAGAGAAUGAAUAUGAACAAUGGUCAAGAUAAUUUAAGGAGCUUACAUCCUAUGCAAAGUGUCAGCUUUGGACUGUUUUUUUAAGGCUUGGGAUAAAAAUAAUUUUAAAAAUGUGAUAAAUGCAUUUUCCUAUACCUAUUAAGACAUUUGUAAAUGUUACAGUUGUAAAUGUGUAAAUGUUGAUGAUUUGUAAAUCUUACAUUGUAAAAGUUUAAAUUAUAAAUACAUUUUCAACUCCAUGAAUCUUUUGAUUCUAUUGAUGCAUUUUGUCAAGUUUGAUUCAUUGCACUUUGUAGGCUAAUGUGCUGGAACUUGUUGUGAUUGAAUGAUAAAACAGUAGGAAAUUCUUUACACGGUCUUAUGCAGAAGUUUAGGCACCCCUUCAUAAAUAACAGAUUUUGG